Molecule: messenger RNA, 2949 nt
Organism: Thermothielavioides terrestris NRRL 8126
Lineage: Eukaryota; Fungi; Ascomycota; Sordariomycetes; Sordariales; Chaetomiaceae
Exons: 2
Coding region: 400-2676 (758 amino acids)
Biological process (GO): GPI anchor biosynthetic process
Cellular component (GO): endoplasmic reticulum
Source: RefSeq, a predicted model, not a curated record
UUUUGCUCUUGGCAUCCAGUGCAGACCGACACUGCUCGAUCCAACCUUCGAGACAUUUCAUCCGUACCUAGUAAUACUGAUUAGUGCCUUCAGUAGGUACGGUAUUCAGUAGGUAAUUUUGCAUUGGCAGCCCCUUUUGCCAAAGAUUGGCCCCAACUCACCGUGCCAACACGCGAUUCGACGUUGGCGGCCACGAUUUCGUCAAAGAUUCGACUCCUUGCCGUUGGGUGCUUCCAGCGUCCCUGCCGCCCCUGACCUGCGCUGAUCGACAACGAGCCUCCACACCCACGCACCGCACACCUGCCAGCCGCGAUCCUCAAGUCCCUUUACGCAGCAGACACCAAACGAGCCUGUCUCAUCCCGCAGUUUGCCCGGGAAUGGCGACGUCCAAUACCCGUCAUGGCUCGGCCGUAUAGCAGCAAGGGCGACUUCCCCUACCCUCCGCGCUACUACCCGGACUACUCGACCUCGCCGGUCGACGACUGCCUCGCUCUGGUCGCCCAGGCCUGGCGCUGGCUGGUCCGCUUCUGGCGCGAGCGCGGCCGUGGCAUGGUGCUUGGUGCUAUGCUGUCGGCGGCACACCGUCUGCGCCAGAACUUGACCUACAACCGCCUGUGCAGUGUCCCGCACCUGCUCGUGGCCGUCUGGGUGGUGGUGCUGCUCUGGGGAGAGCGAUGGGUGUUCCACUCCAAGGUUGAGAGCUGCCACUGGAGCAACUGGGAGAGCUGGCCUCCCGGCGCCGACCCCCAUCGUGUCGCCCUCGUCGCCGACCCGCAGCUCAUCGACCCGCACUCAUAUCCCGGCCGCCCAUGGCCUCUAAGUCCUCUCACCAUGUUGAUAACCGACAAUUACCUCCGCCGGUCCUACAGCCAGCUGCAGUCGCAGCUCGACCCCGACAGCAUCUUCUUCCUCGGUGACCUGUUCGACGGGGGCAGGGAGUGGAAGACAGCGCACGGGUCGUUUGAGGACCCUGCAUGGGCCCCGCAUCCGAAGAACGAACAAAAGUACCUGAAGAAGUGGCAUAAGUCGUACGGCGAGUUCUACUGGCUGAAGGAGUACGCGAGGUUCGGCGAUAUCUUUCUGAACCCCUGGGUGAGGGCGGUAGCUGAGCAGGGUACGGGACACAAGAGGAGGAAGCUGAUCGCCAGCUUACCCGGCAAUCACGACCUGGGAUUCGGCGACCAGAUCAAAACUGCCGUAAGGGACAGGUUCGAGGCCUACUUUGGAGAGGGGAACCGGGUCGACAUCAUCGGCAACCACACGUUUGUCUCCGUCGACACCGUUUCAAUGAGCGCGGCUUCUUCCGCCGAGGCCGGCCGGCACGACCUGACGGCCAUUUACGAACCGGUCGAGCGCUUCUUGAACAAUGUCAAGAAGGAAAAGCAAAAGGCAGUUGAUAGGGAAUUGCGCUUCCUCCGGGGCGAGGUCUUGGAAAGCCAGUUCAAACACGAGGUCGAGGAACUGGACAAUGCCAAGUUUGACGACACACCCAGCCUGGGAAACAACGCGCCGGAGCUUCCGACAAUCUUGCUCACGCAUGUGCCCCUCCACCGACCGCCUGGCACUCCCUGCGGGCCGCUUCGCGAGCGGUGGCCGCCAACCAAGCCCCCCAAGGGACAGACCGAGCCCGUCUUUCCCGACGACCGCAACGCCAUCUCCGUUUCCCGAGGCUACCAGUACCAAAACGUGCUCGGCGAGAAGGACUCGGAGGAGCUGAUCAAGAAAGUCGGCAACGUCGUCCACGCCUUCUCGGGCGACGACCACGACUACUGCGCCGUCACGCACUCGGACGCCCAGGCCAACGUGCCCGAGAUCACAGUGAAGAGCAUCAGCAUGGCCAUGGGCGUCUCCAAACCGGGCUUCCUGCUCGUGAGCCUGUACAACCCGAUCGACCCGGCCACCGGCCAGCCGCUCUCCGCCGGCCAACCGACGCUCCAAACCCACCUGUGCCUCCUCCCGAGCCAGCUAUCCACCUACCUCCGCUACGUCACCUUCGCGGUCAUCUGCAUCGCCGUGCUCGCGAUCCGCGCCUUCCUGGUCCCCAUCCUCGGGCUGCAGCCCUUUGCGCUCGAGACGGCGGCGCCGCCAGAAAAACGUCGGAGCAUCCUGCCCGUCUUCAAAGCCAAGGUCGAAGACUACGAGGAAUACGCGCUGCCGCGCGGCGGCAGCGGCGGGUCGGCCUCGUCGUCGCAUUUCCUGCUCAACGGCCGCGCCACGCGCGACCGCAGCGGCAGCGGAUCCGCCGCCGCGAACUCCGCGGCGCCGCCCGGGGUGCGGCCCAACGGGCUGGCGGCGCAGGCGAGGAACGCCAGCCCCCGGGGCCGCGGCGGCGACGGGCUGCACCGGUCCGGCUCCUCGUCUUCUGCGCACGGCCGGCGCAAGAGCCACGGGAAGGGCUCCUCCUUGUCGUCGUCGUCGUCGGGAGGGAAGUGGGGCUGGUACGGCGCAGGCAGGACCAGGGCCGCGCCGAGGAUCGAGAUACCCGAUAGCGAGACCGAGGAGGACGGGUAUUAUCCUGCCGCGGGCAAGUGGAGGGCCGCGGGCAGGAAGAGGAGGGCUGGGGUGCGGCACGCGAGGUCGGCGGUUGCGGUCGCGCUGAGGGAGCUGUGGACUACCGUCUGGAGGGUUGCCUGGAUGGUCAUGGCGGUUUUUGGGUGGCUGGCGUGGAAGGGAUAGGGUAUACCGAGUACAUUGGAAGGUGAUUUGGUCUAUAGGUCGUUGUGUAUGAUACUGGCCGGGGGUGUGGGGUUUGAGGGUGUUGGGGUUGUUGUAUACCGUGAGCUAGAGGUAAUGCAUAGCCGCGCAAGAAGGGAAUCUUGAGUUUGGAUAGGGGUAAGAGGUAAUCUGACAGCAUUGGCUUGCCUAGGACUUCCCUUUUUAUGCUCUUGCUCUCUCCGUCUUUUCUGCUUCCUAUUUUCUUCUUCUUCUUCUUUUCCUUUUCUUUUUUUU